GUAAACGUCUGUCGGAAGAAUCUCUCCGGCCUCCAUUUUCCGUUUCGAGCAGAUUUCUGAGCUUCCCUUCGGCUCUAGGGUUUCAUUCUUCCCCGGAAUUUCUUUCUCUUUUUCUCUUUCAGGUUUGCUGUUGGAUUUGGCUGAGUUAAAGGUCAAAGGGAUGAGGUAUUAGUGUUCUUGUGAUGUCUUCAACAUGCAGACAGAUUCAAAAGUUUCUUUUUCCCCUGAGGCACAGGCCAUAGACCUUAAUCAGGAGAACAUUCCAACACAAAGUGGAGAUCCUGGAAUAGUUUCAUCCACUUUGAAUAAUAGUGCAUCAGAGAAGCCUGCUAAAAAACCAACACGGCAAUGGGCUGCUUGGACACGUCAAGAGGAGGAAAGUUUCUUCACUGCAUUACGACAAGUUGGGAAGAAUUUUGAGAAGAUCACUCGUCGUGUCCAAAGCAAAAACAAGGAUCAGGUUAGACAUUAUUAUUAUCGUCUUGUGAGGCGCAUGAACAAGCUACUGGGUCCAGGAUUAUGUUUGGAUGCCAAAAAUUCUAAAGAUACUAAUGCUGCAAUGCUUCGAUGGUGGUCUUUAUUGGAAAAGUAUAGCUGCAGAGCCUCAAAGCUUCACCUAAAACCUCGCAGAUUUAAAAUAUUUGUGGAAGCAUUGGAGAAUCAACUGUUGAAAGACCGGAAGAAGAACAUAAGAAAACGGCUUUCUCAUGGAGAAAAUUGUUCACCUGCAUCUCCAAAUGCUAUUUCAAAUCAGGGUAGAUCAUCAGGACAUGAUUCUCAUCCUGUUAAACUGGUUCUUGUAGACAGUCAAAACAUUCCAAAAUUAGGACCUGGAAAAGGUUCAUUUAAGCGGAAUGCCAAUGUUGGUGUUAACCGGAGCAACAUCAAGGGGGAAUCAAUUACCAUGAAACCUACAAGGCAAAGACGGAAACCAGCUGCCUCAUCAGCUGCAUAUAAAAAGUGGGAAAAGGCUGCAAUUGCUGGGGUUUCAUUAGUUGCUGAUGCUGCUGAGCAUUUGGAGAGAACAACUUAUGAUAACGAAACUGAAAAUGAUCAAGACAAACCAGGGGAAAAAGUUCUUGACCAAGUUGAAAACAUCCAGCCCUUGUUGCCCAUCUCCCCAAACCUUUUUGUUGACAGCAACUUGUAUGGUGCCUCAGGGAAACUUAAACUUCAGUUGUUUCCAAUUGAUGAUAGCACUAGAAGAGCCUUAGAAAUGGAUAAACACAAUCCACACCUGGAACUAACUCUUAGUACACGAAAGAAGAUUUCAUCAGUUUUGGAGCAUCUGAAUCGCAAAUGGGGCAAUUCAAGUAUAGCCUCAGGAGAACUUAUGCUUUUUCCUUACAUUGUUCAAAGGGAAAACUUGGCUGGUUAUCAGAGAUGGACUCAGGCCUCUGUUUCCAGUGCUCUGGAUGUAUAUGCAAUGAUUGGAAGCCCUCCAAUAUUUCGCUUGAGGUAUGGUUGGUUUUGUGAUGCUGAACUUGAUUCUCUAACAUGGAAAGGACCUUUUCCUUCUUCCAAUGUUCCAAAUGUGAAAAUUAUGAAUGUUGAAAGUAGGAAAGGGCAUGCCAAAGAAGCUGUGCCGACCUUUGUUCCAUGCACUGAGGAUCCGUCUGAUAAACUUGUGGAUAUCACUCCAGUAAAAGAAACUCCUGUUCUGGAACCAGUUUUAACUACAUUACCCAAUGGAAUGAGUAGGCACCAUGGCACAUGCCUUGAAAAUGAUGUUGGGAAUUCCUCAGUUCCUGUAAUAUGUAAACCAUUUCAUAGAAUUGAGACAGGCAAUGGUGAUCUCAUGGGACAGUUGGAAGAGGCAGAUAAUCAGAGGUUAAGCAGUGGUACCUUAUUACCUGCUGUGGAGUGGGCUGACAGCCUUACCAACAUAAGUAUUGGAGAUCUACUUUCAGAAGUGCCUGAUGAUUUAGAUUCUAACUGUGUGGACCCACCUUUGGCUGAAGGUUCUCAACGUCUCCAGCAGAUUCCAUUCAGCUGUGAUUCAUUUGAUGCAGCCAUUGCUGCUCAUAUAUCUAAACAUCAAGAGAGGAUGGAAGUUCCUCCAAUUUUGGAAUCCCAUGCAUCAUCUAUCUGGGAUGCUGAGGAAACUUGUGAUGCCUUCUUAUUUCAAAAGAACCCUACUUGUCCAGAAGUUAGUAAAUUUUUUGCUGUAGCUUCCCCUGGGGUGUGCAAACAGAUUGCAAAAACGAACUCCAUGAAUUUUAGCAAACCUACAGAGGACUUACCUAAUGCAGAGGAGCCUAUGGAAAGUUCUGCUUGUGAAGGCCCUAGUAAUGAGGGUCCAUUUGAUCCCCAUAUUCUGGAUAAUUCAGCGAAAGAUUUCAGUGGACUAACUGACAUGUAUUGGCCUGACUCUUUAGGACCACUAGAUCUUGACAUGCCAUCUUCUAAAUAUCAUAGUGAAGAUUUGGUUUUAGGUGAUAGCCUUGGAGGUUUGAACCGGCUAAUUGCCAGCAGUCUAGAUGCAUUUCAAAAUUGCUUGUUUUUUGGGCUAGACAAGAAAGAUUCAACAUCAGCUAUGGAAGCUCGAGAAACUGCAUCUUGAGAUUUUAAAAUUGGCAUAGAGGUUUGAGAUCUUCGCCUAGUUUUUGAUUUUAGAGAAGAUGUUGAUUGAAAGCAUGAGCCUCACACCCAAAAAGAAAAGGGCUUGUGCCUUCCAAGUUUAUCUGACCUGAUUUUACAUGGAGGCUGGUCUUAGCCAGGAGAAUUCUGGCUCUGUAUGUAGAAGUACCCCAAUAAAUGAGCCUCAUCAGUUGAUAUGUACAAAGUAGCCUGAAAAAUGUUAACACACUUGCUGUUCCCUAUUUGUCUUUUAAUCCUUCUGUAUACUUGUUUAUAAACUGAUCAGGAGCUGCUUAGCUUCUUAAAUAGAUAACAAAGGUGCAAAUUUCACAUUUUA
Molecule: messenger RNA, 2917 nt
Organism: Rubroshorea leprosula
Lineage: Eukaryota; Viridiplantae; Streptophyta; Magnoliopsida; Malvales; Dipterocarpaceae
Source: the annotation of a GenBank genome assembly